Messenger RNA from Trichosporon asahii var. asahii CBS 2479, 1092 nucleotides. RefSeq lists its product as uncharacterized. NCBI's taxonomy places the organism in Eukaryota, Fungi, Basidiomycota, Tremellomycetes, Trichosporonales, Trichosporonaceae. The transcript has 3 exons. Gene Ontology annotation, molecular function: nucleotide binding. The record is from RefSeq and is a predicted model, not a curated record. Bases 1 to 1092 code for a protein of 363 amino acids.
AUGUUCGGCUCUGACCAGGGCCCUUGGAACCACACCUUCCGUAUCGAACACAAGCUCGGACCGCGUCUCCGCGUCGUCGGCGUGAUUGACCCCGACACCGCCCGCGCCGAGCGUGUGCUCAGGAAGAAGUGCGAGUCGUUCGUGAAGCCGGCAUACGAGGGCGCGGUCGUGUACUCGAGCCUGGACGACUACUACAACAAGAAGACCGAGGCGGGCCUCCCCGACCCCCGCGCGUUCUUUGUCGGCACCCCGCCCAAGUUCCGUGGCGGCGCCGAGCCGGGCCACAACGACCUCGAGCUCCAGAUGAUCAAGUACUUCCCCAACGUGGCGUACUUUAUCGAGAAGCCCGUUUCCACUGCACCCCUCUCGGAGGUCAACGAUGUCGUCCAGGCGCUCAAGAAGAACGGCAACAUCAUCUCGGUCGGAUACAUGCUCCGCUACCUCCGCGCGGUGCAGAAGAUGAAGCAGAUCAUCCACGACAACAGGCUGACCUCUGCCGCGUACCCCUCCAUCGCCAAGCCGGCGUGGUGGAACAAGGCCUUCGACCAGGGCCCCGUCAUCGAGCAGGGCACGCACUUCUGUGACCUGUCGCGCUACUUUGGCGGCGACGUGGACCUGGACAGCGUAAAGGCGCACUCGGUCGAGUGGUACGAGAAGCCCGGCGUGCUCUCGCGUAUUCCCGUCGACGAGUCGAUCGUGCCCGAGGACCAGCGUAUCCCGCGCAUCUCGGCCGCUGUGUGGAAGUAUGACAACGGCGCAGUCGGCUCGUUCAUGCACACAGUCGCGAUCCACGGCACGGCGUACGACUGCGAGCUCGAGGUCUGGGCAGACGGGUACCACAUGCACCUCGUCGACCCUUACAAUGCGCCGACGCUCGUGAUCCGCAGGCCCGGAGACGACCACGAGGAGCGCCACGCAUUCACGGACGACGACCCGUUCUUCUCCGAGAUCUCCAACUUUAUCGACGCCGUCGAGGGAGAGGGCAACCCGCACAUUCUCUCUUCGUACGAGGACGCGGCCAAGACGUACGCCCUCACCUGGGAAAUCCGCACGCGCACCGAGAAGAGCAGGCGUGUCGUCCCCGCGCCCUAA